AAAAACAAGUUAACAUGCGUAGAUGGAGAAUGAAACUAUAUUAAAAAAGCUGCUGACAGAUGUACUGUCAGUCAUAGUCCAGGUAUUGAAACCUUGUGUAUAAGUGGUAUUUAUUGGUAUCUCUGAUAGGAUAAACGGAGACAACAAUAAGUGAAAUGACCAGACUGCUCCUAAUCUUAGUUGUUAUAUGCGUAGUGGUGCAAACUGUCAGCUCAAACGAAAGUGUAGGAAAGGGAAAACGCAAGAAAGCUAUAGGAAUAAGAUUUUGGUUUCCUGUAUUCGUUGCGUUUGAAGGAAAUGGUAAGUCUGUGUAUGACGCAUGGCGAAGUCAGUCAGAAUGCAACCCUCUUCCCACGUCUUUUGGAACAGUCGGUUCUCAUCGUCAUCUCAGAAAUAGUGUUGUGGAUGACUGGAAUAAUGCAAAUAUACGAAUGGUGAAGGUUGAAUUUUUCAAAAACAGCCAAGUUGUUGCAUGGAUGACUUUUAAUGGUAGGAAUACAGAUAAGAUGAACUGGUUUAGCAAAUCAAACCUUGCGCAGAGUAGUUUUAAUGAUUUAGGAUCACACAGUACAUUUAACUACUUUACGAUUGCUGGAGAUCAUCAACGAAAAUUCUAUGUAAAUCAAAACUACGGUGGAUGUGCUAGAGAUCAAGGGUGGAUGUACGUCCUUGAUCAAAAUAUAGGCUGUCCAUAUGAACACAUUGGCACCAUUCCGAAAUUCCUUUAUACAAAGAACUUCACAGACAGAAAUUGGACACGUAACAUGGCAGAGCCAGCAGAUACGAUGGUUAUUUCUGUCCUAGCAGAAUUAUCGAGAGUUGAUUAAUAUGAUCAGCGUUUUGCUUUGAAAGAGUAUGGCCAUUUAUCUGACAUCAUACAGUAUAUGGAACGUUAUGCUUUUCUUCUAUUAGAAUUCAGUAAUUCAACUAGUUUUCAUUAUAUAUAUAUUUUUAUAUACCGGUACAGAUCUGGAUCCUCUUAAGAUAAAUCUGAUUUUACCUGAAUUAUGAUAGUGUUAAAUAAGAUAACAGUAAUUCCAUUGUUUUAUUUUUGUAUAUACAUAUAUUUUUAUACCAGUUAAAGUACAGAUCUGGAUCCUUUUAAGAUAAAUCUGAUUUUACCUGAAUUAUGACAGUGUUAAAUAAUUUUCAAUUAAAAACUUUAUAUCCAC
This is a messenger RNA of Mytilus trossulus (common blue mussel), 1172 nucleotides long. RefSeq lists its product as uncharacterized. Bases 156 to 827 code for a protein of 223 amino acids. The record is from RefSeq and is a predicted model, not a curated record. The transcript is spliced from 7 exons. Lineage: Eukaryota; Metazoa; Mollusca; Bivalvia; Mytilida; Mytilidae.